AUGUGGCUGUGGCGGCUGUGGCCGAGGUGGCUGAAGUGGCUGAGGUGGCUGCAGUGGCUGAGGUAUCUAGCGCUGAUAAGGUUGGUCAUGUGGGAGAUCGAGGUGAUGAUUGACGGUGACCCUGGGUUGGACACUACGACCCUUCAUAAUAUGUGUCCUGGUACUGUUCAGCCUUUCAGGUGCGACACUCACACCAAAUUCAGCAACUUGUGCAAGUCAGCGCAGGUCUACCAUGUAGUCCACAACUGGUUCAACGUGCUGCAAGAAGUGCUGCCUAACAACUUGCAUGGGAGCCGCAUCUUUGGAGAGUGUCUCGAAUCCACUGCAAUUGGUGUAACAACCUUUGGAUUCUUGGGAGCCAUGAGUGCUGCCAAGUGUGCCUACUUGCAACGUGAACUUCAGGACAGCACAAUUCUGCAGGCAGAAGGCGGCACUUCUAUGCUGGCAGUGGCAACCACAAUUCCGCCGGACUCUGAGGAGGUGAAUGCAAACCCGGGUCCACAGAUGAACAUGUCAGGCACGGGGGCAGAUGCAAACCAGGCCACUGCCUGA
This is a messenger RNA of Rhodofomes roseus, 552 nucleotides long. RefSeq lists its product as uncharacterized. Lineage: Eukaryota; Fungi; Basidiomycota; Agaricomycetes; Polyporales; Fomitopsidaceae. The record is from RefSeq and is a predicted model, not a curated record. Bases 1 to 552 code for a protein of 183 amino acids. The transcript is spliced from 5 exons.